AAACUUACAAGGCAAAACUGUUUUAGGCUCGAGUUGUGUAACUUCAGUGGGUACAAGAUCUACCCCGGUCAUGGCAAGAGGUACGCUCGGGUGGACGGAAAGGUAUGUGCAGUUUUUUUAUAUUUUUGUGUGAAUAUUUUCGAAAAGUUCACCUAAGAAUUAAGCAUGAUAUCCAGUUUCUGCUUAUAAAAACAUACAAAUAUUCCUGUGUUUGUAAAAGUACUGUGAGUGGACUGCCAAAACUCAAAGUAAAAUGUAAGGGAGCAACUACAGUCCUACAGAAUACACAGCCAUAUCGUAAGAUCUUAAAGUGAAGUGGCUCGGUGGCUGCAAAUGAAGAUGAGACAGACAAGUGUUUACAGAACUAGAAAGAUACAAAAAAUAAGUGCGAGACAGACAUAAGAAAGACAUACAGUACCGCUUAAAAGUAAGUUGACAGGCUAAUAAGUUGACAGAUUUUAGUCUUGACUUGAAACUCAAAUCUUAUGUCUCGAAGCUAGAACGAAUGGAGUUUCAAGACUAGAGAAUCAAGUUUAGAGAAACCAGCAUUUUUGAAUAUUCAUAACUUAAAAGCUUUUUGCAUUACAGCGGAAAUUCGCACCAACCAUCAGCACUGCUUAUUUCCCUUUUGUAAACAGUCUUGGCCAAUUUUAAGAGCCAAUACCACCAUUGGUAACCAAGCCUUCAGUCAUUGUAUAUGUAAUAUAUUCCCUGGAUAAGUUACAAAAAGGCAAAUAACAUGUUUUUAAAUACUGUUAGAAAGAACGACGUUGAUGCCCAAGUUGAGUUUUCGUCAAAAUUUACGAAAAGGGCUAGGGUCACCUGUUAUGAUGUAACAGUUAAGAAAGACAGUUUAUUAGUGUAUGUACUUAAAUUUUUUGAAAUUUUGGUGGGUUGUUAUGGUAGUGUAGUGGUAAGGGAGAGAGAUUAGGAUAUGAAAGGUCCAGGUUUUUUAGGUGUGUUAAAAAUGGCAGCAACCAGUCAUGAAAGGGGCAACUGCGUAGGUGUUUGUGUAAGUUUUAGACGAUUAAAAGGACCAACGAGUGGUUGUUUGUCUUGAAUUUCAGAUAAUCCAGUCUUUGUAUUUUUAUACGAAUUCUAUCUUGUGAACUACAAGAGAUGUUCAAUUUUAAGUGCAUAUGAAACUUGUAAAAAUAUUUAAGCUUUUAAAAUUUGGUUCAUCGUGACAGUGUAGAUAAAUUGAGAAAUACAAUGCAGUGAUUAUAUAUUCUCAUAAAAGGCUUCCAUAGAAAAACAAGAUAAUUGCGCAAUAUAAGCGCUGCCAAAAUUGUUGUACUGUACCUGAAAUUGACGUCAGCUGAUUUGAAAGAUUGCCCGCUUGAAUUAUGAUAGAGGCUGUGAAACUUUCUCAAAAACUUCAACUUUUCGGUGAGCGUUGUUUCAAUGAAUCCAAACUAUACUCCAUGUCUUCUAACAAACAUUUGAGUAUUUUAACUUUGUUUUUGCUUUGUUUACUUUGAUCAUUACUGAAUACAAGCAAAUUUCCACUGUCAGUUUGAGACGGAGAAUUUUCUUUCAAACUAGAUGAUUGUGGCAUGUUUGUAACCAACCAAUGGAAGUGUUUGUUUUCUGUGUUGCACAUUACAAGAAGUUUGCAGUUUAUCAAAAAGCAAGCAUUUUUGUUAGCCAUGUUAUAAAAGAAUUAUUGGUUCAUGCUUUUAGCUGUGCAUUUAUAGAGUUAUGGAUGCACUGGGAAGUUUUAAGAGCACUCAAGAAGUUGGCUACGCCUCAAGCAACUCUAACACUCGUCUUGUGUUCUCCAAACUUCCCGUGUAUAUACAUUGCUAGGAUUUCAGAACUAAGUUAAGUGUACAAUACGAUCUUGUGGAGAAAUAAAUAUCAGCCCUGAGUUGUGUCUGACGCAUGGGUCAUUUUUAACCAAAAGUUUUCUUUGUUUUUAUCCAGGUCUUUAACUUCCUAAACAAGAAAUGUGAGAGGGCUCUUCUGAUGCACCGGAAUCCCCGUAAGAUCACAUGGACUGUUCUCUAUCGACGAAAGCACAAAAAGGGUACUACAGAGGAAGUGACAAAGAAACGAACUAGGCGUAAUGUCAAGUUCCAACGUUCAGUUCAGGGUGCAACUCUAGAAAACAUCUUGGCUAAGCGAAACCAGAAGCCUGAAGUAAGAAAAGCACAGCGUGAACAAGCUAUCAGGUAAAUGAUUAUCUUGCUGUACCCUUGCUCCCAAAGUUUUUAGAGCUCACUGUGUCUUCCCUUUCACUCCUGAAGUGCGUUGUUGUGUGUUCAAGCCUGUGAACAAAAUCCUAUAAUGUAGACUUGCUGCAAGUCGACCUCUCAUACAUAUAAGUUCUUAAAAGUGAGCAAAGUGAGUGACUCGAGGUCAACUUGUUUCACUUGAAUGGAUUUGAAUGGUAUUAUAAAUUCACGCGGGAAAAAAUGAUUGACAUGUUUGCUGUAUCUGGAGCGACAUGAAUAUCACUCACUGUCCUGAUGUGACGGAAAGAAUUUUCAACUGGUGAAUUUCAUGCCAAACAGGUAUGAAAAGUCCUUUAAGAGGACAUAUAAACCAACCAAAAAAAAGGACUUUUAGAAUUUUAAGUCUACCUAUAGUGGUGCUAUUCCCCAAACACGAUAGCACUUUGCACCAAUGAUAUCACCAAUUUCUGGUUGCUGCUGUGACUCAGACAUUUGCCACUAACUUUAGAAACAAUGAGUAAACUCGGCUGAGUUAACUUUCACAAAGACUUCUGGGACAGUUACUAGGGACAGGGCUAAAAAAUUGGCCAAUACACUGUAGCUAAAUGCAGUAGUGUGUCUCCAGUGAGGAGUACCUCCACUUGGCCCAGUUUCCUUUACGUUUCUAAAGUGGUGAAUAGACCUUUUUACCGAUAUGGCAGCCAUAUUGAAUUAAUUAGAUUUAAGGAGUAUUAUGGGAUGCCCAGCGGGCAUGACACUCGCUCAGUAUUUACGUGCGCCUUUCGGGGCAAUUUUUCUUAAACGUGAUGUUUACACUGGACACUAGCCCAUGUUCAGUAUAUUAAAAUUCUAACAUGACUCCGAGACUUUCUGGUCAUUUUUUAAUAUUUGGUUUGGUUUUCUUUGUGGUCAAGUCUCUUCUGGGAUUUGCAAGACAAUGGAGUCAUGAAAAAUUUGCAAUUUUGACCCAAGCCUCGUAGUCAUGUUAGAAUUUUAAUAAGAUUUAUAUUGAAAGUGUGCUAUUCGCAACGACAAUUUUUAGCGCAAUACAGCAUUGCAACAUUGUUGCAAUAUUGUUGCGCUUAAAAUCGUCAUUGCGAAUUGUCCCAUGUAACGUCACCUUAAAGUUUUCCAAGAACAAGAUUGUAAUCGAAACAACAAAGAAGAUCUUUGUGCCCUGUUUGGAUGAACACUGUAAUAAUGCUCGCUGUUUUCCCGAGAAAUAUUUGGUGAAAGACCAAACCUAUUUCUUUGGAAGAAAACCAGAAGUACAAGGAACCAAGGCACUUAGCUACGUGGAUGAGACUACUGUGCUGGAAGGGAUUUAACGUGAAUAAAUAUACUUAAGUUGGCUCAAAUCGUUUUAAAUUUGGAAGACCAGUUGACAGUCAUCCUCAUCCAAUGCUCUUUCUGAACGGCUACAAUCGGGAAAUAGUAACGCAUACAUGUUAGAGAAAAGCUCCCAUGUAAAAGCUUCCAGUACAACCAAUUAAGAUGAAGAAGUAGAAGUCAGAUACUGAUUCUAAACAGCGGGUGAAAAGUUAAACAAUAUUCCUAUAGUAGACACGCUGAGGGGAGAGCAAAAUAGUAUGUGUGAACCCAGUGAAGACCCUGAUCGAAUACUGGUGGAAAAAGUUGUAAACCGCUUUUGUAGAGAUUUUUUCCCUCCUUUGCCGAUUUUCUAUCGUUAUUUUUUGACAGGUAAUCUUCUCUGUCAGUCAUCAUCAUAUCGGGAAAAUUAUGACUUUCACUCACCCAGUUUAGCAAUUUAUCUGAGAAGUCCCCAUUACAAGUAUCACUGAUGAUAACAAUACCAUGAUUUUUCAAAUAUUUUCACAGUUUCUUGACGUUCCAUUCGUUUAGCUCCUCAAUACAGAACUCUUUUUUUGUUUUUAUCUGAUCGGUCGGGCCAUGACUAAGAAAAUAAAAAUAUACGCUCUCAGAUAAACAACCUUGAUGCUAUGCGUCAUGUCAUGUGAGGUUUGUUUUGCACCCUGGGCAUCCCAUAAUAAUCCUUUAAUUCAAUAUGGCUGCCAUAUCAGUAAAAAGGUCUAUUGAACAUGAUCCUUAUUAGAAUUUUGUAAGGAAAAAUCUCGUUCACCUGCAACUUGACAUUGUCUUUAAAGGUUUUCAUCAUCAAAAGAACUGAAAUCUGGCUUGAUUUCAAUUAUAUGUAUUCUGCAAGUGAUUAUUAAACAUGUGCCAAGACUAUGUUAAACAUGGAAAUAUUUGUACAGUUGGGUGACUAAUUUUAUCCCUAAUGCAGUGUCAUUACUGUAGGUAAAAUAUCUUACAACAUUUUAUUAAGAAAUGUACAGAAAGCAGAGAGGCAAAGCUGUUCAUAAAAAGGUGCAUUUGGUUAAAAUGAAAAGCAAAUGAUGCUCAAUUUUUUACAAGUGCAAAGGCUCACUUACAUGUAUUAUGCUACUAUAGGGUAUAAAACACUGUAUGGCUCCUACCUGGCCACACAGUCAAACAUAAUAAACUUAUACAAUUUCUGGUUUGUGCUCAUGUUGGUGUGCUUUUGAGCUUAGAAAUUCUGCCACAGGCUUGCAAAAAGCACACACAAACUCGAUUUCUCUUUAGCAUGUUUGGUUUUGGAGUCUUACACAAUAAGAAAUGUUAUGUCAUGUUUCGAUGUUUCAGUACUAUCUGACAGAGCUACGGAUAUGAUUUCAGUAGCCUACUUUGACCAGGUGGUUUUCUUUUCUGAUUUUCACCGUUUAUAGGCGAAUUUUUGUUUACAUUUUUUGCUUCAUUAACAUAUGCUUAUCAUUAUCUGCCAAAGCCAAUGAAAUAAAAUCUGAAUACUUAGUAAAUAUCUUUUAAAUGAUAGUCACAUUGAAAGAGCAUAAAAGUUUCAAUUAUCUCUGAAAAUUUGAGCCUGAUAUACCAAAUGGUUUUGGAGAAAUUCUCUUUUAAAAACUCGAAAUUUUACCAAAAAUGCAUGGCUCAUGAACUUUUUUGCCCCUCAGCAAUUUCGCAGUUAUUGAUGGCUAAUGCUUCUUUCAACAUUGCUUGCAACGAACAGAAAAUCACACAAAUUACUCAAGGUAAUCAGCUCUUUCAACUUUUGAAUGUAGUUCAUUUAUAAAGCCAUUGCUUCCAUGAGUUAAGUUGUAUGCUCAUGAGAAAAAUCUAAACAAUGAUGUCAGCAGGGAUUCGCUUAUUUGAGUCACUUGGACCAGGUUUGCUCCCUACAGCAGAAACGGCUUUUAUUUAUGAGAAUAAUGCUAAAAAAAUGUUUUAAAAACUUUCAUUGCGAAUUUUAUGUUUGGAGAACAAUUAUGUCGGAAAUGCAUGUUGCUCAUACAAAUCAUUUGAGUAGAAUGCAAAGUUUGUUUGAGUCAUGCAGGGGGUCUUCUGUCACAAAACCGUUUUUAGUAACAGUGCAAAGCACUAUUUGUUCAGCAGUACUCACACAUGACAUUGUUUAAACGUGGAAUAACAAUAAAUGGAAUAAACUUUAAAAAUCACUUGUUUUGGCUUUUUUUGUACUCCGAUAUUACAAAAACGGCUUGAAAUAUAGUACUUUCCUGUAUAUAAAGUUUAAAUGGUCCAGUAGAAGAGACUAGUAGCAAAACGUUUGGGUAGUCUUACAUGUAUAUCGGAAUAUGAUCAAUUGAACCACCCAAACUUGCAAGUUUGCAAGUUGGUAUUUCAUUCAUUCCUUGUUAGAAAUAAAAUUCAUUGUUCAUGGAGCAAAGAUCUCAGUUAAUGAUGCACAGCAGACUUGAUGCUGUUAACCAGUUGCUGCUGAACAUUUUUCAGUGAUGAUGUUUUAUACCUACAUUGUUUGAGUUUCUGUGAGAAAAACAUGCUCUGAGAAAAAUGUUCUGCUCUGUUUUAGCUAAAGAACAUGUAUGGAAAAUGUGUCGAUCAACAAUCAGUUAAUUUGAUUUGUCUAUUCUUUUUUCCCAAAGGGCUGCACGAGAAAAAGCCAAGGCUAAGGAGCAACAAAAGAGGGUUGCUAAGGUAGCCAAUUUUUUUUGUUGUUUCUGCGUCCAACUUAUCCCUUAUUUCUAUUUUUUUCUAAAAAAUGUUUUCUCUCCUACAGGCACAACAGCAGCAGCCUGUCCGGCAAAAACAGAAGGCAGCCAAACCAGUGCAAACAAAGGCUCCACGUGUUGGAGGAAAACGCUAA
Porites lobata is the source of this 6321-nucleotide messenger RNA. NCBI's taxonomy places the organism in Eukaryota, Metazoa, Cnidaria, Anthozoa, Scleractinia, Poritidae. The record is from the annotation of a GenBank genome assembly.